AUGUGGCAAUUCUUCAUCAGGAAAUCCCGAAUUGUCAUUGUGUUUUCCUUCAGCGUACGCUCGCAGACUGUAGCGGAUAUCAAUGGUGUGACGCGUCUACCGAAGCGCGUAUUGCAUGCCUUCACUGUGGAGGAAUGCAUCCUAAGAGGCCAUGACGGGGCUGCCUUGAAAUGUCCAUUCCAUUCCGACAUUUCUGUAGUGAACAUUGCGCCUGAUACUGUGUUUCUUGACAUCAGUCGUGAUUAUCUUAUACAGCCUGGUUCAGUGAAACGAGGAAAACUAAUUGGACGUGGUGCAUUUGGCUUUGUUUUUAAAGCCGGCGUCAAAAUCUCGGAUGCCAACGUGCAUGAUGCUGCGCUGAAGAUGUUGGAGCCAGUGGAACCAGGCAUGGGCGCUCGGGCGACAUCCGUUUCUGCGUAUAAGGCAGCAUACACAAAAUGGCAACGGGAUCCGCUGCAGAAUGCUUGUCGUGCUUACUGUACUUGCCGACAAGAACUUAAUGUCCUUGCUUCUUUGCAACAUUCUCAUAUUACCGCUCUGCUUGGAGUAUGCCCACGACCUUUGGCACUUCUGGUAGAAUUGGCUCCUCUUGGUGCACUAAAUAAUCUGCUUAGUAAUUACCGAAGGAGUGGAGCACGUUUGCAUCUCAGUGUUAUCCAAGAUACUGCCAGUCAGGUUGCUUUUUACUUCCGUUCUUAG
Messenger RNA from Gongylonema pulchrum, 699 nucleotides. Lineage: Eukaryota; Metazoa; Nematoda; Chromadorea; Rhabditida; Gongylonematidae. The record is from the annotation of a GenBank genome assembly.